Salvelinus fontinalis (brook trout) is the source of this 4890-nucleotide messenger RNA. RefSeq names its product mitochondrial intermediate peptidase-like. Gene Ontology annotation, molecular function: metalloendopeptidase activity. The record is from RefSeq and is a predicted model, not a curated record. The transcript is spliced from 6 exons. Gene Ontology annotation, cellular component: mitochondrion. Gene Ontology annotation, biological process: peptide metabolic process. Lineage: Eukaryota; Metazoa; Chordata; Actinopteri; Salmoniformes; Salmonidae. The coding region runs from base 68 to 763 and encodes 231 amino acids.
GCGGACAGACAAACUCUCCGGAGUCAGAGACCCAGACACUGGCAUGACCACUCUGUACAACAAAUAAAUGUUUUGUACAUGUGGCACAUGCUCACACAAUAAUGUCCCUAUUUUGCAUUUCAGAACUGCCAAAGAUUUUAACCUGAUGAGGGAUAUGAAGAUGAAAAUGAACUCAAGAAGUAUUUUUUUUAUCUCAGGAACUCAUGCCAAGGGACCACCCCUACUUCAGCGGUGCUGUGUUGGCAGAGAGUAUAAGAUAGAUCCCUGCCUGUACAGUCCUUACUUCUCCCUGGGGGCCUGCAUGGAGGGCCUCAACAUGCUGUUUAGUCAGCUGCUGGGGGUCUCCUUCCAGAAUGAACAGCCCAUGGCAGGGGAGGCGUGGAGCGAAGACCUCCGCAAGAUGGUGAGAGAACAGUCUGUCUGUCUGUAUGACACUCAACACCAAUGUCUGGGGGUCCCUUUGAGUGAAUCAGCAGAAAAUUGCUGCAUGUCCGUUGGUUCACAGGCUGUUGUCCCUGAGGCAGAAGGUCUUCAGGGAUACAUCUACUGUGACUUCUUCCGAAGGCCUGACAAACCACACCAGGACUGCCACUUCACCAUCCGAUGGGAGUGUCUGAAGGAGGAUGGGGAGUACCAACACCCUGUGGUUGUCCUGAUGCUGACGGGAUUUCUCUUCUGUCAUUUUUGCAUGGUUUUUUUUAUGCUGUUUUGGAUCAAGUGUGUCAUGGCAAGCCAAAAAAUCGGUCAACGACAGACAUUCUAAAAGAGUUGCAAGACAAAUUCUAUGGACUACCUUACAUUCCAAAUACUGUACGUGCAUAGAUAUCUGAGAGUGAGUCUCAUUAUGGAAACUGUGGAUGAUAUAGUGAUCUGUGAAUGUCAGAUCAACUAUUCUCUCCCUGAUAUAAACCACCCGCUCUGUACCCCUGCCCUGCUAGUGUGUGUGAGAGAGUUAUUAUCCAGAGAGGAACAUAAAACAUAGAAUAGAAAAACCCAGAGACCUCUAGAGGCUAUUUCACAGUUGUAAUCACAGUUGUGGGGGGAAAUGCCCAUAAGAAUGAUUGUGCUCCCUGAAAUGGCUGAAAAACACAGCUAACCAAUCUCUACUCCAAGAGACAAUUUUCUUGUCCAUUCCAUCUGUUUUGUUAUUAAAUAGCAGAGCUCAAAUCUUCCUUGGGGUAUAUUUAAGAUAAAAGUACUUUCCCAAAUGCGAAAAGACAUAUAAUAGCGAAACUCAAAAAUUAUUUAGGUUGGACUACAAAAUAAUACUGCUCUUCUGACAAUGUACAGUAACAGUCAAACGUUUGGACACAUCUACUCAUUCAAGGGUUUUUAUUUACAGUUCAAGUCGGAAGUUUGCAUACACCUUAGCCAAAUACAUUCAAACUCAGUUUUUCACAAUUCCUGACAUUUAAUCCUAGUAAACAUUCCUUGUUUUAGGUCAGUUGGGAUCACCACUUUAUUUUAAGAAUGUGAAAUGUCAGAAUAAUAGUAGAGAGAAUGAUUUAUUUCAGCUUUUAUUUCUUUCAUCACAUUCCCAGUGGAUCAGAAGUUUACAUACACACAAUUAGUAUUUGGUAGCAUUGCCUUUAAAUUGUUUAACUUGGGUCAAACUUUUAGGGUAGCCUUCCACAAGCUUCCCACAAUAAGUUGGGUGAAUGUUGGCCCAUUCCUCCUGACAGAGCUUGUGUAACUGAGUCAGGUUUCUAGGCUUCCUUGCUCGCACACACUUUUUCAGUUCUGCCCACACAUUUUCUAUAGGAUUCAGGUCAGGGCUUUGUGAUGGCCUCUCCAAUACCUUGACUUUGGUGUCCUUAAGCCAUUUUGCCACAACUUUGGAAGUAUGCUUGGGGUCAUUGUCCAUUUGGAAGAUCCAUUUGCGACCAAGCUUCCACUUCCUGAAUGAUGUCUUGAGAUGUUGCUUCAAAAUACCCACAUCAUUUUCCUGCCUCAUGAUGCCAUCUAUUUUGUGACGUUCCAGCAGCAAAGCACCCUCACAACAUGAUGCUGCCACCCCCGUGCUUCACGGUUGGGAUGGUGUUCUUCCUGUUCUUGCAAGCCUCCCCCCUUUCCCUCUAAACAUAACGAUUAUCAUUAUGGCCAAACAGUUCUAUUUUUGUUUCAUCAGACCAGAGGACAUUUCUCCAAAAAGUACAAUCUUUGUCCCCAUGUGCAGAUGCAAUCCGUAGUCUGGAUUUUUUUAUGGCGGUUUUGGAGCAGUUGCUUCUUCCUUGCUGAGCGGCCUUCGGGUUAUGUCGAUAUAGGACUCGUUUUACUGUGGAUAUAGAUACUUUGUACCUGUUUCCUCCAGCAUCUUCACAAAGUCCUUUGCUGUUGUUCUGGGAUUUAUUUGCACUUUUCACACCAAAGUAUGUUAAUUCCUGAGCGGUAUGACAGCUGUGUGGUCCCAUGACGUUUAUACUUGCGUACUAUUGUUUGUACAGACUAUUGUUAGUACCUUCAGGUAUUUGGAAAUUGCUCCCAAGGAUGAACCAGACUUGUGGAGGUCUACAAUUUUUCUGAGGUCUUGGCUGAUAUCUUUUGAUUUUCCCGUGAUGUCAAGCAAAGAGGUCAGGUGAUUUAAACUGAGUUUAAAGGUAGGCCUUGAAAUAGAUCCACAGGUACACCUUCAAUUGACUCAAAUGAUGUCAAUUAGCCUAAACUUCUGACCCACUGGAAUUGUGAUACACUGAAGUAUAAGUGAAAUAAUCUGUCUGUAAACAAUUGUUGGAAAAAUUACUUGUGUCAUGCAGAAGUUGAUGUCAUUACCGACUUGCUUCCGACUUCAACUGUAUUUGUACUAUUUUCUGCAGUGUAGAAUAAUAGGGACAACAUCAAAACUUUGAAAUAACACUAUGAUGAAACUGGCUCUCAUGAGUACCAGCACAGUAAAGGAAGACCCAGAGUUACCUCUGCUGCAGAGGAUAAGUUCAUCAGAGUUACCAGCCUCAGAUUGCAGCCCAAAUAAAUGCUUCACAGAGUUCAAGUAACAGACACAUCUUAACAUAAACUGUUCAGAGGAGUCUGCGUGAAUCAGGCCUUCAUGGUCGAAAUGCUACGAAGAAACCACUACUAAAGGACACCAAUAAGAAGAGACUUGCUUGGGCCAAGAAACACGAGCAAUGGACAUUAGAACGGUGGAAAUCUGUCCUUUGGUCUGAUUUUUGGUUCCAACCGCCAUGUCUUUGUGAGAUGCACAGUAGGUGAACAGAUGAUGUCUGCAUGUGUGGUUCCCACCGUGACGCAUGGAGGAGGAGGUGUGAUGGUGUUGGGGUGCUUUGCUUGCAACACUGUCGGUGAUUCAUUUAGAAUUCAAGGCACACUUAACCAACAUGGCUACCACAGCUUUCUGCAGCGAUACGCCAUCCCAUUUGGUUUGAGCUUUUCAACAGGACAAUGACCCAACACACCUCCAGGCUGUGUAAGGGCUAUUUGACCAAGAAGGAGAGUGAUGGAGUGUUGCAUCAGAUGACCUGGCCUCCACAAUCACCCGACCUCAACCCAAUGGAGAUGGUUUGGGAUGAGUAAUACCAAAGAGUGAAGGAAAAGCAGCCAACAGGUGCUCAACAUAUUUGGUAACUCCUUCAAGACUGUUGGAAUAGCAUUCCAUGAAGCUGAUUGAGAGAAUGCCAAGAGUGUGUGCAAAGCUGUCAUCAAGGCAAAGAGUGGCUACUUUGAAGAAUCUCAAAUAUAACAUAUAUUUUGAUUUGUUUAAGACUUUUUUGGUUACUACAUGAUUGUGUUAUUUUAAUAGUUUUGAUGUCUUCACUAUUAUUCUACAAUGUAGAAAAUGGGAAAAAUAAAGAAAAGCCCUUUUGACUGGUACAGUUGGAAAAUGUAGUGUUUAAUUUCAGGUUUAUUUAAGUUUAUAGAGUUUUCAUAUCUGUGCCUGGUCCACACAGGCAAAAUCACAGAUCGUUGCAGUGACCAUAUGGAAUCACUUUCACCCCGGUCUUUGUUUGGAACCGUGACAUUCAGCCAGCCUUUUGGUAGGUCCUUACCUGUCAUUGACUGUGAGAAGCAAAAGGGAGGGUUCCCACUGGGUUUGGCUUAUAACAAGGAGUUAGAAAUAACUAUCCAGAGAAAGAAUUCACAAAAAUCAUUCCCCAAGAGAUGAUAAGCACUGCAUGUCUCAUUUACACUGCAUCCGGAAAGUAUUCACGCCCCUUUUUCCACAUUUCGUUACGUUACAGCCUUAUUCUAAAAUUGAUGAAAUAGUUUUUUCCCCCUCAUCAAUAUACACACGAUACCUCAUAAUGACAAAGAAAAAACAGGUUUUUAGAUUUUUGUUGCACAUUUAUAAACAAACAACAACUGAAAUAUCGCAUUUACAUAAGUAUUGUUGGGUUCUGAGAAUAUGAAAAUAUACUUAUUCAUGUCACUGAUGGAGUGCCAAGGUUGAGGGUCUACACCAGAAGUUAAGGGUUAUAGGAGGACGGUAUAUAGUGGGUGCAACUAAGCUUGGAAUGUGUUGAGUGCAGGGAAGCGAGUACAUGUGGCAGGCAUUGAUAAGGGGAGACGGGUGGAGAUCUUAGAACCUAACAUUGUCACUGAGGGAGAGAGUGUAAUGUAUAAUGUUUACAUUAUGUCAGGAUAUGUUAUUGUUAGCCAUCAGGUAUACUCUGGGAGGAGAAGAGACACAGUCUGCUAUCAAUAACUAUGACUGCCUUGACUUGGGGAGGAGUGAGCACUUUGGGGUAGAGAUCAGGUUAGAUGAAGUGAGGAAGAACAGAUAUCACUAAGAUUCUGUCUAGCAACAGAGAUGCAUUGUGGAGGAGGAGACUCAGCCUAGGAGAAAGGGUUAAAUAUUAGUGCUUGUGUGAAAAGUUUUUGUUGUCUGAAUUACAGCUGUAUCGACCAUUUGGGAAGAAUUAAACUUGGUUAUGCUUC